AUGCUAGGGAGUGUAGGGUGCGCCGCUCGUGCCCGAGGGGCCCUACUAGAAACCGGAUUGAAACUUCGUCCCGGCAGUCCACAGCCCUCCUCCUACUGCAGUAAACAUAGUGCUUGCAUCCCUCGUGUCGUCACGCGUGGCAUGUUUCGUCAAUUGCAUACCAGAGCCUUUCCUGCCACUACAGCCGCUGCUUCCGUAGCUGCGCGUCCCAAAUACCAUCUUCCCUCCUACAACUUAAUCAGAACCUGUGGACCGUCAACAAGACCGCUUCCAUUAAUCAACAAUCUCCCACUGCGGGGUAAUAUCGGCACAAACGCAAACGCAAUCACAAACAAGCAACUCCACACAACCGCAGCAAUGGCAUCAGCAACAGGCUUCUACGACUUCAAGCCCCUCGACAAGCGUGGCCAGGAGGUCCCCCUCGCCGACUACAAGGGCAAGGUUGUCCUCGUCGUCAACACGGCCUCCAAGUGCGGCUUCACUCCCCAGUACGCCGGCCUCGAGAAGCUCUACAAGGACAUCAAGGAGAAGCACGGCGAUGACUUCGUCGUCCUCGGCUUCCCCUGCAACCAGUUCGGCGGCCAGGAGCCCGGUUCCGACGACGACAUCCAGAACUUCUGUCAGGUCAACUACGGCGUCUCCUUCCCCAUCAUGCAGAAGACCGACGUCAACGGCGACAACGCAAACCCCCUCUUCCAGUGGCUCAAGGAGGAGAAGCCCGGCAUCAUGGGCCUCAAGCGCAUCAAGUGGAACUUUGAGAAGUUCCUCAUCGGCCGCGAUGGCCAGGUCAAGGGCCGCUGGGCCAGCACCACCAAGCCCGAGAGCCUGGAGAAGCCUAUCCUCGAGGAGCUGGCGAAGAAAUAAAGCAACGUCGUGCGUGGAAUGAUACCCAGAGCGCGUUGCUCUGUAAUACCGAGGUCGGUUGGGAGUUGAGGGACAAGAGUUCCAUGGCGCCGGAAGGGCAGCCGCAGAGCGCCGCCAUCCCUUAGCCGGCCGGCCGCCUAUAUGUAGUCAACGAUAUGGAAUCAAUAGAAUGAUUCAACCUGCUUCGAC
Molecule: messenger RNA, 1053 nt
Organism: Colletotrichum destructivum
Lineage: Eukaryota; Fungi; Ascomycota; Sordariomycetes; Glomerellales; Glomerellaceae
Product: Putative glutathione peroxidase, Thioredoxin domain, glutathione peroxidase active
Exons: 2
Coding region: 1-864 (287 amino acids)
Biological process (GO): cellular response to oxidative stress
Molecular function (GO): glutathione peroxidase activity
Source: RefSeq, a predicted model, not a curated record